AUCUUUUCCUUUCUCUCAAAUUUCUUCUUUUUAAUUUUUUUGUUUUUAUUUUUUGAAGGAUUGAUAAUGUGUGGAGAUUUAAAGAUAAUAUGUGUGUUUUUAUUAAUGUUGAGUUUAUUUGGGGAUAAUUAUGGUACAAAAGGAGAACCACAAGUGCCUUGUUAUUUUAUAUUUGGUGAUUCAUUAGUGGAUAAUGGAAAUAAUAAUGUGAUUAGGUCAUUGGCUAGAGCUGAUUAUUUGCCUUAUGGAAUUGAUUUUCCUGAUGGACCAACUGGAAGAUUUUCCAAUGGUAAAACUACUGUUGAUGUCAUAGCUGAGCUUUUGGGUUUUGAUGAUUAUAUUCCACCUUAUGCAACUGCAAGGGGUAGAGAAAUACUUGGAGGUGUCAAUUUUGCAUCUGCUGCUGCUGGAAUUAGAGAAGAAACUGGCCAACAAUUGGGAGGAAGGGUAACAUUUUCAGGUCAAGUAAAUAAUUACAAGAACAUAGCUCAACAAAUAGUGAGAAUAAUUGGAAAUGAAAAUUCAGCUGCAAAUUAUUUGAGUAAAUGUAUUUACUCAAUUGGAGUUGGAAGUAAUGAUUAUCUCAACAAUUAUUUUAUGCCCCAAUAUUAUUCAACAAGUAGACAAUUUACUCCUCAACAAUAUGCCAAUGUUCUUAUCCAACAAUACACUCAACAAUUAAAGACAUUGUACAAUUAUGGAGCAAGGAAAUUUGUGUUAAUUGGAGUGGGCCAAAUUGGAUGCAGCCCAAAUGCUUUGGCCCAAAACAGCCCAGAUGGAAGAACUUGUGCUCAAAAUAUUAAUGUGGCAAAUCAGUUAUUUAACAAUAAACUGAGGGCACUUGUGGAUAAUUUAAAUAGAAAUACACCAAAUGCUAAAUUAAUCUACAUUAAUGCUUAUGGAAUAUUUCAAGAUUUAAUUGACAAUCCCUUUGCUUUCGGAUUUAGAGUGACGAAUGCUGGAUGUUGUGGAAUAGGAAGGAACAAUGGACAAAUAACAUGUCUACCAUUUCAAAAUCCAUGUCCAAAUAGAAAUGAAUAUUUGUUUUGGGAUGCAUUUCAUCCAGGUGAAGCUGCAAAUAUAAUUGUUGGAAGAAGAUCUUAUAGAGCUCAAAAGUCAACUGAUGCAUACCCUUUUGAUAUUCAACGUUUAGCACAAUUGUGAAGAAAAAAUAAAUAUGGUUAUUAUUA
Solanum verrucosum is the source of this 1190-nucleotide messenger RNA. Its product is annotated as GDSL esterase/lipase At5g45670-like. The coding region runs from base 67 to 1164 and encodes 365 amino acids. The record is from RefSeq and is a predicted model, not a curated record. Lineage: Eukaryota; Viridiplantae; Streptophyta; Magnoliopsida; Solanales; Solanaceae. Gene Ontology annotation, molecular function: hydrolase activity, acting on ester bonds. The transcript has 5 exons.